This is a messenger RNA of Erythranthe guttata (spotted monkey flower), 1444 nucleotides long. RefSeq lists its product as hypothetical. Gene Ontology annotation, biological process: CAAX-box protein processing. Gene Ontology annotation, cellular component: membrane. NCBI's taxonomy places the organism in Eukaryota, Viridiplantae, Streptophyta, Magnoliopsida, Lamiales, Phrymaceae. The record is from RefSeq and is a predicted model, not a curated record. Gene Ontology annotation, molecular function: metalloendopeptidase activity.
CAAGUACCAACACUUUCCACCUUAUCUUCAACAAUUUCUGCAAGCAUAUAAAAACCCAUACACACGUUUUCCGGAGCUUGAUUAUCUGUAACAAUGGCAGUAAAUUUGAACCCAUCGUUAACCCGUUCCCCAGCCUCCACACUCUCUCUCUCCACCCGACUCUGUUCUCCCGUCAAUUGCCAUUUCGGCAAAUCGCAGGGCCGCCUCUUCUCGCCAUUAAUACCUUCUCUGAAGCUCCCCGCUACGAACACGAGAAUUUCACCGGACCGCCAUUUUUCGCCGCUAAUUCCUGCUAAUUCGAAGAUUCGUGUUGCAAGCACGAGAAGGCCGUCCACUAUUUACUGUUUCAAAAACAGCGCCCCCGAAGAAUCUCUUCAGAAAGAUAAGGGAUUCAGCUUGCAAGUAUUGAAACGGUGGGAUGUGCCGUGGAAUUGGCAAACAAUCUCUCUGACCUCACUUGCAUGUGGAUUCAGUUUCGUUUUGACAGGACUGAUUGAGGCGGCAGCAAUACAGUAUUCAGGGAUUAACAUUCAGGAGUUAAGUUUGGAUGGGACUGCAGAAAUUUUAUUUCUGACCCAAGGCAUUGCAACUGCUGUGGUUCUCACAGUUCUGUUAAGUCUGACAAAAUCGUUCUCUCCUCUCCCCGAUGACAUAUAUCAAUAUGACUGGCGUGAACCUUUCGAUCUUAAGAAAGGUUGGUUGUUAUGGGCUGGAAUUGGUCUUGGUGGAGCUCUAGCUGCAGUUGCUGUGACAGGGGCAGCAAUGUCUUUUUUCAGCUUUAAUCCAGAGAGAAAGACGGAUUCUCUCAUGAUGUUGCUUCCAUUGAUUGGAUCUUCAACUAUCAGCACUGCCUGCUUGGUGGGUGUCACAGGCGUACUUGCUCCCGUUCUUGAGGAGACUGUCUUUAGAGGGUUUUUUAUGGUUUCUCUUACAAAAUGGUUGCCCACACCACUUUCUGUGCUUCUUAGUGCUGCCGUAUUUGCAUUAGCGCAUCUCACUCCUGGAGGAUUUCCGCAGCUCUUUGUUCUUGGAAUUGUUUUGGGGUUCUCUUAUUCGCAAACACGAAACCUUCUAACACCCAUCACAAUUCACGCCUUUUGGAAUACCGGGGUUAUCAUACUUCUCACCUUCCUUCAGCUCAAUGGAUAUGAUAUCAAGGAAAUGUUACAAAGUCAAUAAUUCAGAUGGGUCCAAGUUAAUUUCGUCGGCUUCUUGGUGGAUGUUAUGCAGCUCAAUCCGCGAAUACACAGAGCUGCAAAAGCUUGUAUCGACUGUGUUAAAACGGUUUUGGUUUAUUACACUCCAAUAGUUCGAUAAUAGUACAUGUUAUAUAGUCGUGCCAAAUACUUGUUGACGUAUAUACGAAUGUUCUUCACGUGUUAGUAACAUCUUUGUUGUGCAGUAUCAACAUUUCAAUUAUAUCUGUGAUUUCUUGCGACUCCGU